Anopheles coluzzii is the source of this 1445-nucleotide messenger RNA. RefSeq lists its product as uncharacterized. The transcript is spliced from 3 exons. Lineage: Eukaryota; Metazoa; Arthropoda; Insecta; Diptera; Culicidae. The record is from RefSeq and is a predicted model, not a curated record. Bases 342 to 1445 code for a protein of 367 amino acids.
GAAUAGAAUAAGAAAUAAUAAAAAUAUAGAAGAUCGAUGUAUAGGCAAGUGUCAAAAUGAUAAGCAACCUAGGACGAGAGACGGAGCCAGAGAAAGGAAGCACAAAGUGCAGAGAAACGAGAGCGGCAGAGAAACGAGAGCGGGAGAGAAACGAAUUGGAGCGAUGACCACGAGAGACGAACAAAAAUCGGAGAGAGCUUUGGGGACGACGGAGAGAGAGAACGACACAGCGAUCAGUUUUUGGACGAAUGUUGACGAGAGCGGUCAUAAAGCACCAAGCAUCCUAAACAUCUGAAGCACGAGACAGCAGUAAAAAUAAAGAGAUAAUAAAAAAAAGGAAAAUGAAAAAAACGAAUGUUGAAAUUGGCGAAGACAGUUGCGGAUAUCACGACAAUGGCGCAAACCACGCUCCCAGAUCGAAGCCCAAUAAAGGAAACAAGUUGCGGAAGGCGCUUAAGUUGGAGAGAAAAAGAAAUAUGCUACUAGUCGCUAAACUCCAGAAGAUGAAGUUUAAGAACAAUCGACUGCAGAGAGCUAUGCCGUUUGAGGAAAGCAUUGACAUGGAACCACGACACUCGACCGCAAUUGACAUAGCGAGCAAUGACAGCUCCACACUAGCUAUUUCAAUGAACUCACUCUCUGCGGUAUCUAUAAACAUUCCGGAAUGUAAACCGCUCGAUAUAAAGGACGAGAUCGAUCGCAAAUCUUUUGAAAAUUGGAAAGAUUUAUUAGAGGCAUCCAUGGAGCUCGCCGGCAUCACAGACGAACACACUAAAAACAACGUCUUUAAGGUAAAGGCCGGACCAUUACUACUGGAAACCUUGGGAGGAACACCAACCCUAGCAUUCCCCGACGUAGCUAUUGCACCAUACUCAAACGCAAUGAAACGGUUGAAAGAUCUGUUUGGAUCCCGGGAAUAUCGUCUAGUACAGCGUCAAAAGUUUAGAUCCUUGACUCAAGGUGCAGAUGAAUCUGACUUAAAAUACGUAAAGCGCGUGAUAGCUUCAGCCAAGCUGUGCGAUUUCGAUGAAGAAAAGUUAACGGAGAGCGUGACUAAAGUUCUUCAACUACAUGCACUAAACUCUAAAAUCCGGGAAGCGGGUCGUAAGGUUAUGCGCAAGGGAGGUACUUCAACGGCACUUGUGGAUAAGAUCAGAGGUUACGAGUUGGACAAAACGAACGAAGAAAUCUUCAAGAAGACGCAUCAACCGGAAGCGGAAGCCAUAGUUGCGGCGGUUACACGCGGACGGAAAACCAAGCCGAUGAUGCUGAGCCAUCGUACAUGGAAGCCCGUUCCGAGCUGUUUUACAGACAAUGAUGCUCCGCUUAGCGACAGCGAGGAGGACAGCAUGGCCGACGCAAACAUCGGUGCAGCAAGUGACGUCGAAGACAUCCAGGUGGUCCAUGACCACCACCUACCACCGCGCAAAAUGGGAACUGGCUGA